AUGGGUUAGAAUUUCGGUUGCAAUUGCAUGGAUAGAAAGGAUGAUUCUAAAAAGAAAGGAAAUACACUACCCAGAUAGUAUAAUUUUUAGCGAGAAUUUUAAAUUGAUGGAAGUUUAGAAGCAGAUAAAGGUUUGAUUUGGCUUAUGAAUUAACAAAGGGGAUAAACUCAAUACUAGCAAGCUACUUAUGUUUUGAAGUAGCCUGUGAUUGAUUUAAAUUCUAGUUAUAUAACAGAAUCAAGUAAAUCAUUUAUGAUUAAUGGAGAAAGAGUAAAUGUACAUAAAGAUUCGCAUUGCUCAUUUGAUGAUACUUAAGUAUUGUCUUGCAAUAACCCAAAUAAAUUCCGAAUAAUUUAAGUGUCAAAUUCUGAAGUUUUAAACUACCUAAAAAAAUGCAAUAAAGAAGUAAUUUAUUUUUCAAAUGAACAAAUGCAAACAAAAAAGUAAAGAAAAAUAACUCGUCCUUUCUGCAUAGAUUUAUAGAAACACUAAUUUUUAGUUCUUAUUAUUUAGAAUUUAUUCUUGAUUAGUUAGAUAAAGAGUUAGUAUUUAAAGCGAGUUAACUUUCUUUGUCUUUAUGAGCAAUUUUACAACUUUUAGGUAAAUUAACAGAUAUUAAAUUUUUUAUUUUACUAUAAAAUAAAGCCAAAUCUUAUACCAACAUGUAUAUCACCUCAUCAAUAAGAUAAAGAUGAGUGCCUAAUUACUCUUUAAGCGAGUGACUGGGUAUUUCGCAAGCAAAUUCUGACUUCUCCUUAUUAAAAAUCGCUUGGAAAUUUCGAUUAUUUUUAAAAGACUUUUAAUAUUAACACUAACUCUCUUACUCAAGCUUAUCAAUAGAUAUACUCCUAUUUUAAAAAAGAAGUUUAAGAAAAUUGGAGUUAUAUGGGAUACAACAUAUCUGAAAAAAUUUUUGGAUCUAUCGAUAUCAAUAUAUAUUUCUAAGUUAGACCUAUUUUUAAUUCUUCUAAUUCUAAUUUAAGCACAAAUAGAAGCAAUUCAAGUAGUUAAUCUUCAUAAAAUCUAUUUGACUUCGAAACUAUUGUGUAGCUUGAGCAAAAAAACAUAGAAUACAUUAUUAACAGCAAUAUAAGAGAAGGAAAAGUAUUUAAAGGAUGUAUUAGUCUCUUAUACAACAAAGACUAAAGUGAUGAUUGGCAUAUUCUAAUAUUUGAAAAGUAAGACAAUACACCUAAUCAAGUGGUGAUUACGACAGUCGAUUAAAAAGUUUACACAUAAAAUAAUUAUGAGAUAAGCAUGAAAGUGCAAGCAAUCUGUGAGUUAGAUAGCUUAUGUUUUAAUGGGAUGAUAACAGAUCUCAGAUAACAUAAUAUACAAAUAAUAUUUUCUAAGGAUCUUGAUCAGUACUUUUAUUGA
Tetrahymena thermophila SB210 is the source of this 1377-nucleotide messenger RNA. RefSeq lists its product as hypothetical. The record is from RefSeq and is a predicted model, not a curated record. Lineage: Eukaryota; Ciliophora; Oligohymenophorea; Hymenostomatida; Tetrahymenidae. The transcript has 5 exons.